Ciona intestinalis (vase tunicate) is the source of this 1120-nucleotide messenger RNA. Lineage: Eukaryota; Metazoa; Chordata; Ascidiacea; Phlebobranchia; Cionidae. The record is from RefSeq and is a predicted model, not a curated record.
CUCUACAGUUAUCAACCAUUAUAGGAAUAUAGGCACCUUUAACAAUGAAGGUAAUUAUGGCUGGGUUUUCUAAAACCGGCACCAAGACAAUGUCAGCUGCCUUUAAACUACUGGGGCUGAAGAACUACGACUACUUGGAAAGUUUUUGGUUCCAUGGGGAUGACUGGAACCGUAUAUUGACCAACGAUGGUUCAGUUGAGGAUUUUAAAAGGAUGUUUGAAGACGUUGAUUCCGUCACAGAUAUGCCCGCUUGUUUGUAUUGGGAAGAAAUACACCAAGCGUUUCCCGAUGCUAAGAUUGUAUUCACCACACGUGAGGAGAAUGAAUGGUACACAAGUUUAGAGAACCAGAUGCGAUCGUUCAAUGAGAACUUUAUGUAUAAAUUGUUACAGCUCCUCACUCCAUCUGGACGAAAAUAUUACACAUUCUCAAACAAUUUAAGAAUAGCCUUGUUGGGCCAACCGUUUCCACAUCGUUUCCAUCAACGUCAAACCAAUAAGAUGCUUUCAUUGAUGAGAUACAGACGCCAUAACUUGUAUGUUAUGCAAAAAGCACCGAAGGACAAGCUUUUAGUGUACGACUUGAAGCAAGGAUGGGAACCUCUAUGCAAGUUUUUAAGCGUUGAGGUUCCAAAUUUCCCAUUCCCUCAUAAAAACAAGGGCGCCUCCGUAUACGAUGAAAUGAUGGAGGAAAACCCGAUCGCAAAGCGAGUGAUAAACGAGCUUAAAGUUAUCAUGGCUUGCAUUGGAUUCUUGGCCGUGGUUUUAAUCGCGUAUUACUUUGCAUAAACUUGUUCAAUACGCUUAGCUGGGUUUAUGUAAUGUUCUGUAACUUGCUUUAUCUUCGCGACUUGCUUUAUCUUUAUCUCUGUAACUUGCUUUAUCUUCUAUAUUUCAAAUAACUUUCGAAACAAUUCAACUCCGAUUACAUUCAAUUAACUCUUGUUAUAAAUCCCUGGUCUUACAAAUCUAGACAUAGUUCUACAUGUUUAAAAUACGGUGUAAUAUCUUCAUCAUUUAAACGUAUAAUUCAGCCCUGAUUUUUGUUCAGAAAUGUAUACCUUUUACACGUUCAAAUCAAGAAAAAUAUGGUUUCAAAUCAAGAAUUUCAACAUCGUAAA